Messenger RNA from Dreissena polymorpha, 663 nucleotides. RefSeq lists its product as uncharacterized. Gene Ontology annotation, molecular function: heme binding. Lineage: Eukaryota; Metazoa; Mollusca; Bivalvia; Myida; Dreissenidae. The record is from RefSeq and is a predicted model, not a curated record. Bases 184 to 663 code for a protein of 159 amino acids. Gene Ontology annotation, cellular component: intracellular membrane-bounded organelle; membrane. The transcript is spliced from 5 exons.
UACAUUCGAAGAAAAGCUAUGAUAACAAACAUAUGCAAUAUAUCGUUUCUUUAUAGCGGACAUAUUUAACAAUGAUUUAUGGCAAAAAUAUAAUAGUUAAUUGGCGAAGUAUGUUGUGCCGAUAUAACCAGCUCAUUUAGUGUUUGAUUCAAAAUCACCAUUUGGAAUUUUGGAAUUUCGCAAAUGGAUGGAUUUACAGGUGUGGAUUUCAAGAAAGGGCUCUCGCGAUUUGUGCAUACGCUGCUCGAUUCCUCGUCGAAGUUAGUAGAAGUGGAACAAGUUUUUGAACCAAAACCAGCUCCCGAUGUACGUCAGUUUACGUUAGAAGACGUCAGCUUCCACUCCGAUGCGUCAUCAUGUUGGAUUGUGAUUGCCGAUAAAGUAUAUGACGUCACGGACUUUUUGGAUACGCAUCCAGGAGGCGAGGAAAUAAUUCUGGAGAACGCAGGAUUGGACGCGACCAUUUCAUUCCAGUCAAAGGGCCACUUCGCAUCUGCGGUCGACACGAUGGCGAAAUACUGCAUAGGCGAGUUGGAACACCAAUGCCCUCCCAGCCCAACCCCCACCCUCACAAGGGCCGACUACAAGGCAAGGUCAAAGAAGCAUUGCGUCCUAUGCAACCGCUACGAGCACGCACCAGUCAGUCUCAGGAGAUAUGAAUAG